This is a messenger RNA of Oncorhynchus gorbuscha (pink salmon), 3865 nucleotides long. RefSeq names its product cytospin-A-like. The coding region runs from base 599 to 2467 and encodes 622 amino acids. Gene Ontology annotation, molecular function: protein binding. Lineage: Eukaryota; Metazoa; Chordata; Actinopteri; Salmoniformes; Salmonidae. The record is from RefSeq and is a predicted model, not a curated record. The transcript is spliced from 12 exons.
CAUCAGAUUCAUUUUGUGCUUCAGUUCACAAUCGGGUAUUCUAGCAGUGUUCUGACUGAUACUUUUCUCUAGUACUUUUCUCCGUGAAGCCAGCCUAAUUUUCUCAAGUAAAAUGCAAGAUUAACUUUACAUUGAAUAUAAGGAAAUGCAGCUGGCUACAUUAUUUCUAUGAUUAACAUUAGAAAUAUGAUGGCCAGGCAUCAUUUUUACUUGUGUGGCUGUCAGCCAAAUAGCGUUGCACUUCUGUUGUCAUCUGUUGAAAAUGAAGCUAUUUUCUGCCGAAUGUGUUGCACUAAUGUAUUUUCUGUGAAGGAAAACUAUAGUUGCACGUCCCUGAUACUCUAUUGAAGAAAAACAACACUGUUGGUUUAUAAUUUAAAACGCAACCGCUGUCAUUACACAUCGGGAUUUACCUGCUCCCGCUUUCUCUCUUUUUGCUAUUUACAAACACACACUUGACUGGCUCAACUGUUCCGGGGAAAUAAGGUGUAUUACUCCCUGUCCACUCUGCGGCGGAUCCAAGAGAGAGCACCGGAGGGGAGAGCGAGGGGCGCUGGGACACAUAGUCACGUUGCUUCCACUCUGCACCUGCUGCAUCAUGGGUAACGUCGCUGGCAAGGACGACCAUGGCCCUACAGGUUCCCUGCAUGAACGAUCUCAUUUAGAUCUGUUCCACACUCCUCCCUCCUCCCCCUCUGAUUCUGACCUGGCUGCAGCUCUGGCCUUGGCUCCAGCCGCGGCUCAGCUGCUGCAGCAGGGGACACCGUCCUCUGGGGCUACCGGAGGUAUCGUCUGCCAGGGUGGAGCUUCCCCCUCCAACAACUCCAAUUGGAGCCACACGCUGUCUGUCCCACCAGAAUGGGCUGUGAUUAGCCUAGAGAGUGGUGCAUCGACGCAGGGAACAGGGGUGGAAAUGGACGGUGAAAGGCGACCGGGGAGGUGCUCCAGCAGCCACAACAACCACAGCGGCAGCAGCCCUGUGUCCCCAGCCCAAGAGUCUCCGUCGGAUCGUAGCCCUUUGGAGCAGAGCUGGCAGGACCGGGACAGUGGGCUGGAGCCCCAGGCAGGGCCGGAGAGGGCUAGGGAGGAGAUGGCCCUGGCUCUGCUGAACCUGCUGGAACGUCACAGGUCCACACUGGGGCUCAGUCCCGGCCUGGACGCGCCAGCAGGAGCAGCCGAGCUGCUGAGGCGGUUGAUGGUGGAGAGAGAAGUGCUGGUCAAGGAUGUGCGCAGCCUGAAGGACACACUGAGGACUGAGCGAGCUGAGUGGCACCAGUUCCAGUGCGAUCUGCAGGUGGCAGUGUCUGUGGCCGACCGGCUGCGCACUGAGGCGGAGGAGACUCUGGGCACACUCAGAGAGAGCCACGGGGAACUGGAGGGCCAACUGGCCCAGGCCCACUGCAGACAGCAGGACACAGACAGGGAACUGGAGAGCCUGAGUGCUGAACACGGAGAGGCCUGUCACAGACUGUCUGCUCUCACCCUGGAGCACCAACGUACCAAGGCUGAGCUGGAGACACUGAGACGCAUGCAGACAGAGAGAGGGAAGGACUCACACAGUCCUAGAGAGAUGGAGGGAAGAGACACAGAAGAGAGGCCGGCUGGUGAAGACACUGGUGAAGACAUAAAUGCGGUGGAGGCGCUGGAUGGGGAGGAAAGAGAGGAUUCAGAAAGGGAAGUGGAAGGAGAGAAAAUAAUAAAUAGUGAGGGAGUGGAUGUUAAGAUGGGAGGGCAGUCUCCUGAGGAGCUUGUUAGUGGAGGGGAGAACCUGCCCAAAGGGAAGGGGGUGGCGGAGACGUACCUACGGAAUUUGGUUGCAGCUGGAGAGAAGGGGUGCGGCUUAAGAGAUCCACGGAGGAUCGUGAUGAUGUCAGAGCGUUCCAGGAGCCUCUCUCGACUUCCCCUGCCCACGGACUCUCUCCCUGCACAGAAGGGUAGCUCCCAGACCACCACUAGUACAACACUGCCUCUAUGCAAGAAAGAAGAGCCAGCCAAAGGGAGAAGGAUGGACCGCAUACUGCAAACACAGGACACCUGGUCCAGCUUCUAUACAACAGAAAAACAGGAGGAGGACCAGAAUGCAGACCCACCGUCCUCGUUCAGACCUCAGGAUGGUUUCAGCAUGCUGCUGCGACGUCAUGGAGGCUCCAGGCGGAACUCACUCCUGCGCUGGUGUCAAAGCCGCACCCAGGGCUACAAGAAUAUUGAGAUCACCAACUUCAGCAGCAGCUGGGAGGACGGUCUGGCUUUUUGUGCUGUGUACCACACCUAUCUACCCACACACAUACCAUACAGCAGUCUCAGCCCAGGAGACAAGAGUGAGAACCUGGGUCUUGCCUUCCAGACUGGGGGAAGUGUAGGAAUCGCAUCCACACUGACUGUGGAAGAGAUGCUGAGACCAGGUGGGCCCGACUGGCAGAGGGUCCUGGGGUACGUUGAAAGCAUGUUUCGUCACUUCGAGAUGUAAGGUCAUUUUCCUUCUGGCUUCCCUCCCAAACUUGACAUCUAACUGGUCUGCCACCACCAGUCUGGUUCCUUUUCUUGCAUCAUGAACUGAACUGAGACAGCUGAUUGGCCGAAUUGACUGACGCACCACUAGGGAUUGUAGGACAACUGUUGGAAAUGAUUUCUACUUCAGCUUCACUCUCCGUGUGGACACCUGCUGUCGGCCAUUGGUUGUAGGUGCACUGUGGAUGGAAGUGAGGGUUUUAGGCUGAGCGCUGUUCUUUUGUUAAAUUUCACGGUGAUUGCACUGAAUAUGAGAAGGCAUUGGAAAUGAGAACACAAGCAGCACCAUAAAUGAGUAAAUUGUGGAUGUGACUAUCUGAGGACUACAGUAUAUUCUAGACAAAUUGCACCAGGAAAAUGUAUCAGACUUCAAGUUUAUCACUUUGGGUGUGACUGUUCUUUGUUGCACUUAUUCUAAGGCCUUUUUAUUUAAGCACUUUAUCAACAAUAGGGAAUCAGUUUUUAACUGAAAGAUUUUUAUUUUGUGGACUCUGCCAUGUUUCACAUUCUUUAUCAGACUUUAUUUGCUUAGAAAUGUUGGGAUAUUUAUGUAGCCAUAAGUAGUAUUCUAAUGUCUAUGAACCUCAACUCAAAGCACAAAGAGGAGCCAGAUGACUUGAAUGAGUUCAUUUAGUGGCGCUGCAUCACAACCGGGAUCAACCAAGAGUGACUGCCUUUUGAGGAAAUGUAUAUACAGAACUGUCUAAUUAAGCAAUAAGGCCCGAGGGGGUGUGGUAUGGCCAAUAUACCAUUGCUAAGGGCUGUUCUUAGGCACAACGCAAUGCGGAGUGCUAGGACACAGCCCUUCGCUGUGGUAUAUUGGCCAUAUAUCACAAACCCCUGAGGGGCCUUAUAGCUAUUAUAAACUGGUUACAAAUGUAAUUAGAGCAGUAAAAAUAAAUGUUUUGUCAUACCUGUGGUAUACUGUCUGAUAUACCAUGGCAUUCAGGGUUCGAACCACCCAGUUUAUAUAAUUAGUUAUAUUUUGAAUCUACUAUUGGUUUUAAAAUAUUUUUAAGUCCAUGUUUUAAAUGUAGAAUGAAAACAAGUGCCAUAGGUUGGACUAAUGAACAGAGGGGUAUUUCUCCAGUUAUGGUAAUGGAUUGUCUGUUGCUUCUAUAAAUCAGACAAAACCUCAAUGUGGCCAUAAGGACUGAAUCCUACAAUGUUUGUCUUUUUAUGAAGGAGAGAUGUACAGUAUGUGCAAAGUAUAAAUUGAGGCAUGUGCCACUCCCCGAAGAGUUUUACUGUGAAUGAUAACAGAAACAGUUGCCAAAGUCUUACUGCAAUAAUAAAGUUGUUAAUCUGCUUGGUGUGUUGCUGUAUUCACUUUAAAAAAAUAAAAUUUGAACAUCUG